Messenger RNA from Ectocarpus siliculosus, 696 nucleotides. The record is from the annotation of a GenBank genome assembly. NCBI's taxonomy places the organism in Eukaryota, Phaeophyceae, Ectocarpales, Ectocarpaceae.
AUGGAUGUAUUUUGGCUAGGGUUAGGGACUCGACGAACCGCAGCAGCAGCAGUACAGCAGUGGAUAGCCCAACUCGAGAGUGAUGGACGGCCUGCGCGAGAUGGCGGGGGGGCAGGGCUGGCAUGGUCUGGAGAGGACGGCAUGAGCAAUCCCGCGCCCGUGCCUCGCCUUCGCCCGUUUUCCGUCGGAGAGGAAGCAGUAACCGGGGGGGAAGAAGAGACGAAGGAAUCCGACAGUCCCCAGGAAGAUGGAAACGACGGAGACUCGAGUAGAGACAUGGUGGAUCAAGACGAAGAAGACGACGAGGAGAUGGAGGAACUUAUCCGGGCGGUCACCGGGGUCGAGGGGAUAGACGACGAGGAGGAGGGCGGUGACAACGAAGGAGGAGAGCCUCGUGUUUCAGAAGACGACCAGAAGACCUAUGAAGCUCUGACCAAGGCCAUCAUCGAUAGGCUUCCCAGGAGCGGGGUGGCGGAGUUGGUGGGGAAAUCGGUCAGGGAUGGCUGGUUGGGGCAAAAGGAUCAAAGAAGUAUCGUGAAAGUGCUCGAGGUGGAGGCUGUGCGUUCCGCGAUUCGUCGAUGGUGGGAUUUCCUCGUUGCAUUGCUGGUGGAAAAUUCCAAGAAGCCGUUUUCGUCAGCUCUCGCGCUAGAGUACGAGAAGGCGCGGAGGACAAAGCGUUUUGAUGCGCAACGUUAA